AAAACGCGCAAAGCCCGCCAAUAAAAGCUGCUUCUCCAACUGUUGAGAAAUCUUUUCAUUCCUCAUUUCCUGAUCAACUUGAACGGCUAAAACCUCAGCAAAUUCUACGAAACUCACUCAAAUUUCUCUUCAGAAGGCGUGGAUCUUAAUGUGGAGCCAAGCACCCGUGGCGAUCGACGGCAGCGGAAUGAAUUUGUUGGCCAACAAUUGGCUGCAGCGCUCCGGCAGCGGCGGCGAGUUCUCGUCCCGGAGUGCCGGAAGCGAGCUUGACUUGGCGGUUAUGGUCAGCGACUUUUUCGAGAUCGGAAGCGCCGGAGCUGAGUCGUGGUGCAGCAGCGACAGCGAUUCCGGCUUAUCAGACUUGGCUUAUAUGGCCGACCGGAUUUCGUUCUAUAAUCACUCAGUUGAUCAGUAUGAGAGCGACUUUUUGAUGGUUGUCAAAUCCUUAAUUCUCUCAAUAUCUCAAACUUAUCAAGUUGAGAAGCCAGAUGCAUGCAAUGCUAGCUGCAUUCCUUACUCUCUGGUGAAACUUCUACAAUCUUCUGGUUAUGAUGCAGCAUUAUGUGAAACCAAAUGGCAAAAUGAUGGCAAAGUUCCUGGAGGUGAACAUGAAUUCAUAGAUGUGAUAGCUCACAACAAAGGUGGAGGAGCUGAAAGAUACAUCAUUGAUAUUGACUUCCGAAGUCACUUCCAAAUAGCAAGAGCCAUAAAACCAUACGAUGUAGUUCUGAGCUCUCUUCCAGUCAUCUAUGUAGGCACCGUGGCAAAGCUCAAGCAGCUUCUUCAAAUCAUGGUCGAAGCUGCUAGGUAUUCUCUCGAGCAGAACUCAAUGCCUCUUCCUCCAUGGAGGUCCUUGCCUUACUUGGAGGCGAAAUGGGAAUCGCCCUGUCAAAGAAUAGUUAGACCUCCUCCUCCUCGUCCUCACGCUGCCCCCUCGUCUUUGUCUCAUCUCCACUGCAUUGCUCUACUACAGCGACUUAAGUCCGUGGUUCGGUCUGAUAUUACGAGAGGAAGGGAGUAUGAAUAAACUAGGAAUAGAUGGAGGAGAUCUUGGAUAAAUUCUUUACUUCUUUAUUCUUUUUCCGGCUUAGAUGAAAUAGCUUUUUUGGAAGAGGUUUAUAUUCAUUUACAGAAGCAAUCAUAAAGAUGAAGGUCUGGGACCCAAAAUGUUUUUUCUGUCAAAGCGUCUGGCUCUAUAGAAAUUUAUUCGUAACAUUUGACAUAUGAUUAGAAGCCAUUUUAUUGUUUUCUAUA
Salvia miltiorrhiza (redroot sage) is the source of this 1254-nucleotide messenger RNA. RefSeq lists its product as uncharacterized. NCBI's taxonomy places the organism in Eukaryota, Viridiplantae, Streptophyta, Magnoliopsida, Lamiales, Lamiaceae. The coding region runs from base 149 to 1027 and encodes 292 amino acids. The record is from RefSeq and is a predicted model, not a curated record. The transcript has 3 exons.